Messenger RNA from Chinchilla lanigera (long-tailed chinchilla), 921 nucleotides. RefSeq names its product chymotrypsin-like elastase family member 2A. Gene Ontology annotation, molecular function: serine-type endopeptidase activity. NCBI's taxonomy places the organism in Eukaryota, Metazoa, Chordata, Mammalia, Rodentia, Chinchillidae. The transcript has 8 exons. Bases 48 to 854 code for a protein of 268 amino acids. Gene Ontology annotation, biological process: proteolysis. The record is from RefSeq and is a predicted model, not a curated record.
CAGGGCCUCAGCCACGGCCAGACUCACAGAAGUCCCACGGACACAUCAUGAUCAGGACCCUGCUGCUGUCUGCAUUGGUGGCUGGAGCUCUCAGCUGCGGGCUCUCCACCUACCAGCCCCAUCAGAGCAGGGUGGUUGGAGGAGAAGAUGCCAGGCCCAACAGCUGGCCCUGGCAGGUCUCCCUGCAGUACCUCACAUCAGGAAAUUGGUUCCACACCUGCGGAGGGUCUCUGGUGAGCAACAGAUGGUUCCUGACAGCCGCCCACUGCGUUAGCAACUCCAGGACCUACCGCGUGGUGCUGGGCCGUCACAGCCUCUCCACCAAUGAGCCAGGCUCUGCGGCCAUCGCUGUCUCCAAGUUUGUGGUGCACUCACAAUGGAACACCAACCUCGCCAACGGGUACGACAUCGCCUUGGGCAAACUGGCUGAGCCCGUCACCCUGAGCGACAAGAUCAAGCUGGCCUGCCUGCCACCUGCCGGCACCGUCCUGCCCAACAACUACCCCUGCUAUGUCACAGGCUGGGGCCGGCUGCAGACCAAUGGGAAAACCCCUGACAUCCUGCAACAAGGACUUUUGCUGGUCGUGGACUAUGACACAUGCUCUAGCCGUAGCUGGUGGGGCAGCUCCGUGAAGACUAGAAUGGUCUGCGCCGGGGGUGAUGGUGUGAUCUCCAGCUGCAAUGGCGACUCUGGUGGGCCGCUGAACUGCCAGGCGGGUGACGGCACGUGGCAGGUGCACGGCGUGGUCAGCUUUGGGUCCAGCCUCGGCUGCAACUACUACCAAAAGCCGUCGGUCUUCACCCGGGUCUCUUCCUUCAUAGACUGGAUCAAUGAGGUGAUCGCCAAGAACUGACCGAGGGAGUCUCUGGGACACUCAGACCCAGGAAAGUGGCAGCAGGAAAAUAACAAUAAAGUGACAA